AUGGGGCUUCCUGUCUUGUUCAGUUGUGUCCUGAUGGUGCUAAUUGCAGCAGGUCCUUCUUUGUCUGCACAAAUUGUGACAGGAAUAGUGGGCCAAUCUGUCACUUUGCCCUGUGAUUAUUCAGUACACGAGGAGGGAGGUGUCACAUCCAUGUGCUGGGGUCGGGGACCGUGUCCUCUGAAUAAAUGCUCAAAUGAAAUCAUCUGGACAGAUGGACACAAGGUGACCUUUCAGCACUCUAGCAGAUAUCACCUAAAGGAGAAUCUUACUCAGGGGAUCGUGUCGUUGACAAUAUAUAACCUGACAGAGGAAGAUGCUGGGAAGUAUUGCUGCCGUGUGGAACUUUCUGGUUGGUUUAAUGACAAGAAAGUCACAAUAAUAUUGAAGGUUGAACAAGCCAGUACUGUUACUGCUCUAACAACCCCUGCUUCCACUCGCCCAAUGCUGACAACCCUAACAUCCUCUGCUUCCACUCAUCCAGUGCUGAUGACCACCAAGGACAAAAAGUCAGUUUCUCCUACUCCGGUUAUGGACAUAGUGACAACUAGACCCCCAGCAACAUCAGAUGGAAAAAACUGGACACAGCCUGAUAUGCCAAUUGGAGAGAAUGAUACAGGGAUAGCAACUUCUGAAGGCUACCAGUCUACAAACAAAACGGUUAUCCUACAAGACCAACUGACAGCCUCUAAUAAGGGAAUAUAUAUUGGAGUUGGAGUCUUUGCUGGGGUGCUUCUCGUUCUGAUUUUACUUGUCUUUGUUUUGAAACGAUAUUUAGAUAACAAAAAGAAGGCACCAAGUCUAAGUCUGACUUUCUUGGCUCGUGGUAUACAAGAAGACAUAAGGACUACCACUGAAGGCGGCGGCAUCCAUGCAGAGGAUAAUGUUUAUGCAAUUGAAGAGAAUGUCUACACUGUGGAGCCAGAAAAUGCCUAUAUUAUUGAAGAGGAGAAUGCUUAUGUCACAGAAACAUAUAAUGAUAAACAGUUUGGCCAUAACAUACGCAACUGA
This is a messenger RNA of Gracilinanus agilis (Agile Gracile Mouse Opossum), 1008 nucleotides long. RefSeq names its product hepatitis A virus cellular receptor 1 homolog. Lineage: Eukaryota; Metazoa; Chordata; Mammalia; Didelphimorphia; Didelphidae. Bases 1 to 1008 code for a protein of 335 amino acids. The transcript has 8 exons. The record is from RefSeq and is a predicted model, not a curated record.